Messenger RNA from Centruroides sculpturatus (bark scorpion), 4066 nucleotides. Its product is annotated as zinc finger protein 271-like. The record is from RefSeq and is a predicted model, not a curated record. NCBI's taxonomy places the organism in Eukaryota, Metazoa, Arthropoda, Arachnida, Scorpiones, Buthidae.
AUUAAUUGAUGUUUAAUAUUUUUAAUAUAAGUUGUGAAAUCCGAAAAUAUUCGUUAUGUUAUAACUACAAGAUGUUUCAUUAAACUUUUAACCAUUCAGGUUAUCAGCAGGCUUGGUGGCAUGCCCUUCACUGUUUUGGAGCCAAAGUUAUUGCUUUCUGUAGUUUUAUGUAAAUAAAUAUUUCGUAUAAAAUACCAUGAAUCGAAUAUUUACAAAAGAAUCCAUCAAAAGUACUUUAAAAACAUGAAUAUUUCUAAAAGUGUACAAUCGAAACGUAUUAAAACUUAAUGUUCUACAAAGAGUUCGGUGGUGUAAUAAUUUCAACAUAAAAUAAUACUUAUGCAAAUUAACGAUAAUAAAGAAUAUGCUCGUAUCUAAGUACAUCGAUAUUAAUAUAGCGGGUAAUGGAACCAACAGCUUAAAUCGAUUUUAAUGAGUCAGGCUUCGUGAUUCUUUAUUUCCUUUCGUAUAAAAGUCACAUUACUAAGCAGCACCCAUAAGACAUAUGUACUUGCUAUUGUUUUUUGAGUAACAUUAUUUGUGUCAAAGAACUGAACAGUCUAUCAAUGAGAAAACUUCUGAAUUUAAUUUCAUAUUUCCAAUAAAACAAACAUCACAAAGAGUCACAAAAGUGUCUUUUGUUUUAAGUCUUUCUCUUCCAAAUCUUCUCUCAAUCGUCACAACCAAACUCACAGUGGAGAGAACAUAUUCGCAUGUGAUAUAUGUAAAAAAUGUUUUGCAAGUAAAUUUGAGAUGACAUCUCAUCGUAGAAUUCAUACAGCAGAAAAACUUUACCAGUGCAUUGUAUGUGAUAAACGUUUUGCUCAAAAAUCUACUUUGUCUACACAUCUCAGAACGCACACAGGAGAGAAGCCAUUUGAAUGUGACAUAUGUAAAAAAUGUUUUGCAAGGAAAUUUCCAAUGACAUGUCAUCGUAGAAUUCAUACAGGAGAAAAACCUUACCAGUGCAAUGUAUGUGAUAAACGUUUUGCUCAAAAAUCUGCUUUGUCUGUACAUCAUAGAAAGCACACUGGAGAGAAGCCAUUCAAAUGUAAUGUAUGUGAUAAGAGUUUUUCUAUAAAUAGCAAUCUUUCUGUUCAUCUCAGAACGCACACAGGAGAGAAGCCAUUCGAAUGUGAUAUAUGUAAAAAAGGUUUUGUAACAAAAAUGGAAAUGACCCGUCAUCGUAGAUCUCACACAGGAGAGAAACCUUAUCAGUGUAAUAUAUGUGAUAAAUUUUUUUCACGUAAAAGUUUUUUGUCUGUUCAUUGCAGAAAGCAUACAGAAGAAAAGCGUUAUAACUGUGACAUAUGUCACCGAACAUUUAAAUAUUACUCAGGUUGUCAUAAACACAAAAAAAAUACAUACCGUAUUAGAAAAAUUUACGUGUUGUUUAUGCGGCACUUCUUUUAUAUUUCCAAUAAAACAAACAUCACAAAGAGUCACAAAAGUGUCUUUUGUUUUAAGUCUUUCUCUUCCAAAUCUUCUCUCAAUCGUCACAACCAAACUCACAGUGGAGAGAACAUAUUCGCAUGUGAUAUAUGUAAAAAAUGUUUUGCAAGUAAAUUUGAGAUGACAUCUCAUCGUAGAAUUCAUACAGCAGAAAAACUUUACCAGUGCAUUGUAUGUGAUAAACGUUUUGCUCAAAAAUCUACUUUGUCUACACAUCUCAGAACGCACACAGGAGAGAAGCCAUUUGAAUGUGACAUAUGUAAAAAAUGUUUUGCAAGGAAAUUUCCAAUGACAUGUCAUCGUAGAAUUCAUACAGGAGAAAAACCUUACCAGUGCAAUGUAUGUGAUAAACGUUUUGCUCAAAAAUCUGCUUUGUCUGUACAUCAUAGAAAGCACACUGGAGAGAAGCCAUUCAAAUGUAAUGUAUGUGAUAAGAGUUUUUCUAUAAAUAGCAAUCUUUCUGUUCAUCUCAGAACGCACACAGGAGAGAAGCCAUUCGAAUGUGAUAUAUGUAAAAAAGGUUUUGUAACAAAAAUGGAAAUGACCCGUCAUCGUAGAUCUCACACAGGAGAGAAACCUUAUCAGUGUAAUAUAUGUGAUAAAUUUUUUUCACGUAAAAGUUUUUUGUCUGUUCAUUGCAGAAAGCAUACAGAAGAAAAGCGUUAUAACUGUGACAUAUGUCACCGAACUUUAAAUAUUACUCAGGUUGUCAUAAACACAAAAAAAAUACAUACCGUAUUAGAAAAAUUUACGUGUUGUUUAUGCGGCACUUCUUUUGCUCAAGAAGAUAAAAUGGUUAAUCAUGUUUGGCUGCAUAUUAAUUCAGGUUGUCCAAAAUGUAACUGCCAGUUCUCAUGUGAACGAAGCUUUUUAGCUCACGUUCUUCAACAUUCUAAAGAAACACCGCGACUGUGCGAAACUUGCCUUAACCCUUUUGCUCGGAUUUCUGCGUUUAAGUUGUAUAACACUAUUCUAUUUUUUCCGGAAAAUGCAUCUUACUGCACGGAUUGUGGAUCAAAAAAUAUUUUCAAGUGCCCAAAAAUGUCAAGGGUAUGCGAAGAAUGCGGAAAAUCUUUUGCCAGACCAUACAAUUUGAAACGUCAUUUACUAAUUCACACAGGAACGAAACCCUUUAAAUGCGAUAUCUGUGAACAAACGUUCUCAAUGAAAGAGAACUUGAAUCGUCAUAUGAGAAGUCAUGCCAGUACUUCCGGUGCAAUAUUCGAAUGUACAAUAUGCGGUAGAAAAUUUACCCGAAAAGAAAAUUUGGAAAAUCAUCUUCGGAUACAUACUGGUGAGAAACCAUUUCCUUGUGAUUUAUGCGACAAGAGCUUCAGAACUAAGUCGUUGAUGCGUGCUCAUUCGAAAACUCAUUCUUCAAGCCCUUACACUUGUCCUACAUGUAAUGCAACUUUCAAAACGAAAAAAAAUUAUGAACAACAUUGUCUGAAGCAUUCCAGUUUAAAUCAGUUUAUAUGUGAAAUCUGUAACCAAUGUUUUGGAAAUAAACAGGAAUUAGAUGAUCACAAUCUCGCUCAUAAAGACGAAAAUCCAUUUCUUUGUGAAGUCUGUAAAAAGAAAUUUCCUAACGUUUCUAGCUUUCACAAUCACUCCAAAACUCACAGCCGUGUACGUUGCGGUGUAUGUAGUGCAGCAUUUCUUUCAAAGGAAGCUAAGAACGAACAUAUUCUGAAGAUUCAUGGAAAGGACUACCUCGAUUCAGAAUCUGAUAUUUUCAAGUGCCCAAAAAUGUCAAGGGUAUGCGAAGAAUGCGGAAAAUCUUUUGCCAGACCAUACAAUUUGAAACGUCAUUUACUAAUUCACACAGGAACGAAACCCUUUAAAUGCGAUAUCUGUGAACAAACGUUCUCAAUGAAAGAGAACUUGAAUCGUCAUAUGAGAAGUCAUGCCAGUACUUCCGGUGCAAUAUUCGAAUGUACAAUAUGCGGUAGAAAAUUUACCCGAAAAGAAAAUUUGGAAAAUCAUCUUCGGAUACAUACUGGUGAGAAACCAUUUCCUUGUGAUUUAUGCGACAAGAGCUUCAGAACUAAGUCGUUGAUGCGUGCUCAUUCGAAAACUCAUUCUUCAAGCCCUUACACUUGUCCUACAUGUAAUGCAACUUUCAAAACGAAAAAAAAUUAUGAACAACAUUGUCUGAAGCAUUCCAGUUUAAAUCAGUUUAUAUGUGAAAUCUGUAACCAAUGUUUUGGAAAUAAACAGGAAUUAGAUGAUCACAAUCUCGCUCAUAAAGACGAAAAUCCAUUUCUUUGUGAAGUCUGUAAAAAGAAAUUUCCUAACGUUUCUAGCUUUCACAAUCACUCCAAAACUCACAGCCGUGUACGUUGCGGUGUAUGUAGUGCAGCAUUUCUUUCAAAGGAAGCUAAGAACGAACAUAUUCUGAAGAUUCAUGGAAAGGACUACCUCGAUUCAGAAUCUGAUUAAAGCAUUGUUAUCAUCUAUGAAUAAUUAUAAUUCAAAUUAAAUUCAUUUUCACAUCCAGAAAUUAAUGAUUUUUUUAAUAUUCUAUUGUUAUCAUUAAUUUUAUAUUUAUCUUUAUUGUUCUUUCUUCUUGUUGUAUCUACUGAAUAUUGAUGUGGUUCAUAAAUAAAGUAUA